CCUUGUGCUGCUAUAUUAGUGUUUACUUAGCAGGAAGAAUUUUCUUUUGGCUGCUGCAGCAGCAGCUGCCUCAGCAAGCCCGUCCGCCUGUAUGCAAGCCCUGCAUCUCUGGAGUCUGCUUGUCAUCUGUGCUGCUGCAGUAGGAAAGAAUCAAGAACAGAAGAAGAAAGAGUGCCCUAAGCUCAGCGCACAGAUGCCAGAAUUUCAGAAAAAAACUGUCCAUAUUAAGGAUCCAGGAAGGGUGGAAGAAAUUAUCUGUGGCCUCAUCAAGGGAGGAGCUGCCAAACUUCAGAUAAUUACAGACUUUGAUAUGACAUUAAGUAGAUUUUCCCACAACGGCAAAAGAUGCCCAACAUGUCACAACAUUAUUGACAACUGCAAACUUAUAACAGAUGAAUGUCGCAAAAAGUUAUUACAACUGAAAGAAAUAUAUUACGCCAUUGAAAUUGAUCCUAGUCUUACAGUUGAAGAGAAAUAUCCUUACAUGGUUGAGUGGUACAAUAAAUCACAUGCUUUACUUAUUGAACAAGGAUUGCAAAAGGACAAACUUGCUGAAAUUGUGAGGGAAUCUGAUGUUUUGCUGAAAGAAGGAUAUGAAAAUUUCUUCGAUAAACUCCAUGAACAUAAUAUCCCUGUAUUCAUAUUUUCUGCUGGGAUUGGAGAUAUCUUAGAAGAGGUCAUUCAUCAAGCAGGCGUCUACCAUCCCAAUGUCAAAGUAGUUUCCAACUUCAUGGAUUUUGAUGACAAUGGCAUACUAAAAGGAUUUAAAGGGGAACUCAUUCAUGUUUACAACAAACAUGAUGGUGCCUUGAAGAAUACAGAAUACUUUAAACAGUUAAAGGACAACAGCAACAUCAUAUUGCUUGGAGACUCUCAAGGAGAUUUAACUAUGGCAGAUGGAGUUGCAAAUGUUGAGCAUAUCCUUAAGAUUGGGUAUCUCAAUGAUAAAGUUGAAGAAUUGCUGGAAAAAUAUAUGGACUCCUAUGAUAUUGUUUUGGUGAAAGAUGACUCUCUGGAUGUGGCCAACUCAAUUCUACAAAAGAUUCUGUAAUAUGCAUUAUCAGCAACUGCUAGUUUUCCUCCUGCUGGAAGCAAUUGGACAGAUUAGCAUGCCUGUGCUGUUUUAAAAAAAUAAUACUGAUGCUGUUUGUCAUACAAUUGUCACAUUAUUUGGAAAGUAAUAUACUGUAUCCAUGAUCAUCUGGCCAUUUCUCUGGUACUGUUAAACACCCUUCACUUUUAAUUGCACCUGUUAUUUAUUCCAAUGGAAAGGCUGUAUGGGUCACUGGAAAAGGACUCCUUCAUUGGGGGGGGCAGGGUCACUCACAAUAAAGGGAUGGUUUUGGUAUAUAUGGAACUGUCGUAAAAAAUGAGAAGCAUCGUGAAUAAGCAAAUGUGCAAAUAAUUGAUUUGAUUACAUUUAAUUUAAAUUUCACCUUUAAUCUGAAGAGGUUCAAUACUGCAGGUUUGUGUAUAUCCCUAAAAACAAUACUCUGUUCCAGAGCACAGAGUAAGAAAGCUCACUAUUCACUCUUUUGUACUAGAAAGAACAGUUAGGUCUAAACAAUAACAAAAUCUUAAGGUCAAGUUGGCGAUAGCAAAGUAAUGCUGAAACAGAUCUUGUAGAGUGCUUUAUAAUAAUAUUUGCACAAGAAUGUACUUCUUUUGCCCUAUAAUUCGGCACAGGACAAUUUUGAAGUCCCUUUUUCUAAUUUCAAGAAUACCAAUGACAGAAGAUACUAUUUUCAGAAGCAUUGUAACUGUUUUCAAGCUAGCUUUAAAGGAUACUAUUUCAGUGUUACCUUUAGUGAGGUGAGCUAUAAGAUGUGAGCAAUAAAAAUAAAUAUGUGCUAGAGUGCUCUUCAUGCCUAGUCAGCAAAUACUUUGACAUGCAACUUUCAUUCUUAAGAACAUACCAAGAAACAUGCUGGAUCAGACCCAAAGGCCUAUGUAGUCCAGGAUUCUGUUCCUACAGUAGCCAACCAGAUGACGAGAAGUCCACAAGUAGGAUUCGACUAUAACACCCUCUCACCCACGUUCCCUCGUGUUGAGGCAUACUUGCUCUGAUACCCUAGGGUAUACAGCCAUCCUUGCAGAGUCAUUUAUAGGAAGUGGUUCCCCAUGAGUUUGCAGUAAUUUCAACAAAGCCAGCCUGAUCCCUCAUUCAGAUCUUGGUUAUAUUUUAGGUGCCAUCCAAUAAAGCUAAUAACAUGUAUCAGUUGGACCUGUCUUUGUUUUCUAGAAAGCUUUGUUAAGCCCUAGGGAGUUUUGCCCCUAUUCCCUUACUCUCCCUGGUUUUUUCCUGUAGUGUUACACGCAGAUAGCUAAAGAAAAAUCCCACUCUGCCAAAAGAGACCAAAAACACAGGAGUAUUUCACAUGUUGUUCAGAUUCAGCCUGCAGAAUAUUUUAAAACGUUAAGUAUUAAUAAUUCAUGGCACAUUUGAAUACAAAGUAAUUUACAAUCCUUAGCUUAUCUUUCCUCAAACUGUCUCUCAUAGAUGGGCUACUAAGUGGUUCAAAGUUCCUUUCCCCUCUCCCAAAGAAGUUGUGAAUGUGAUCUGAACCCAUGUGUCCCAUUUCCAAUUCCAGCAACAGCCAUCAGUUCAAAUGUAAAACUAAAAUUUCAAUCAAAAUUGUUUAACACCAAACCUUUCACAAUCCCUACUCACAUACAUAGAAGUGUCUUGCACGAUGUAUUUGUCAAUAUUUUAUUUAAUAAAAAUACCAGCAUGUAUCACA
This is a messenger RNA of Elgaria multicarinata webbii, 2741 nucleotides long. RefSeq names its product 5'-nucleotidase, cytosolic IIIA (gene NT5C3A). Gene Ontology annotation, cellular component: cytoplasm. NCBI's taxonomy places the organism in Eukaryota, Metazoa, Chordata, Lepidosauria, Squamata, Anguidae. The record is from RefSeq and is a predicted model, not a curated record. Bases 92 to 1051 code for a protein of 319 amino acids. The transcript is spliced from 10 exons. Gene Ontology annotation, molecular function: 5'-nucleotidase activity; magnesium ion binding.